AAGAGCAAACGCCUGGAUCACUCACCUGCAACUCUGGCCCAUUGCAGACACACCAGAGGGGAACCCUGAAAACUGCUCCAUCUCAGUGGGAGCCCUGGAGAUUUCCAGCAGACUCAAGGAGCUCACCUCCAUUCCUUCCUGUCUGACUCCCCCUUUCCCAGGUUCCAAGCCCAGCACCCAUCAGCCAUGAUCCAGCUCCGGGUCACCCCUGAGUCAUCGCUGGCCGACACGUCGGUUAGGAUCCACGUCUCCGGCCUAGCGCCCACCCAGCUGGUGACCCUGCAGUUGUCGCUGACGGACGAGAGGGGCGUGAACUUCCAGGCCCGAGCCUUCUACCGAGCAGACGAGGCUGGGGAGGUGGACGUGGAGCAGGCAGCUGCCACGGGGGGCGACUACGUGGGCAUCUGGCCCAUGGGCCUCUUCUGGUUCCUCAAGCCGGAGAAGUUUUUCCACAGGCUGGUGAAACGGGAUGUGAUGAGCCCCUUUUGCUUCCAGCUCGACCUCUUUGACUCCUGCCAUCUCCUUCCCUCAUCCCAGGUGGUGCCCCUGGCCACUUGCACUGUGGAGAGGUGGUAUGUGGGCCCCGGAGUGGAGCGUGUCCCGAUCAAGGAGGGCCGGGUCCGGGGGGCCCUAUUCCUGCCUCCUGGGCCGGGUCCCUUUCCGGGGGUGAUCGACAUGUUUGGCGGGGCCGGCGGGCUCAUUGAGUUCCGAGCCAGCCUGCUCGCCAGCCGGGGCUACGCCGUGCUGGCACUGGCGUUCUUUGGCUAUGAUGACCUGCCGCGGGUGCUGGUGGAGAUGGACCUGGAGUAUUUCGAGGAAGCAGCCAACCUCCUCUUGAAACACCCCAAGGUGAGAGGCCCAGGCCUCGGAGUGAUCGGGGUGUCCAAAGGGGCUGAGGUCACGCUGGCCAUGGCUGCCUUCUUAGAGCAGGUGGUGGCCGCCGUCUGGAUCAAUGGCACAGGAUUCCUGAACGGCACGCCACUGCGUUACAAAGGGGUCCACAUCCCGCACAUCCCCUACUGCCCUGAGCGGCUGCUCAUCACAGAGAUGGGGGUCCUGGACAACUACCACGUCUUCAAGGACCCCCGGGACCCAGCCCACGCAGCUGCUGCCAUCCCUGUGGAGAAGGCCCAAGGGGAGGUGCUCUUCGUGGUGGGAGAAGCUGACCGCAAUUUUAAUAGCAAGCUGUUUGCUGAGAUGGCCAUAGAGAGGAUGAAGAGCCAUGGGAAGAAGAACUAUACCCUGCUCUCCUACCCUGGGGCUGGGCACCUGAUCGAGCCGCCGGGGUCCCCACUGUGCAGCAUCUCGCUGAUCCGGGGGAGCCCCAAACCUGUGCACUGGGGGGGUGAGCCAGAGCCCCAUGCCAGAGCUCAGGAGCAUUCCUGGCAGGAGAUCCUGAAAUUCCUUGACCGCUGUCUUGGACUCACCAGCAAUCUGUAACAGCCAAGGGAGUGGGGGGGGGCGCGGCAGCGGGACCCCCUCCUGCCAGGCUGGGGGAGCUCCUCCCAUCCCCACAGCCUGAUCGACAUAAUAAAUACUGAGAACAUAGAAAGAAUCUGUGGGACGCUUGCAGGAGAGCACUGGAGGGGGAGAGGGGGAGUGCCCACACAAGGAAGCAGGCUGGCCUGCUGCUUAAGGCACUGCCCUGGAUUUGGGAGACCUGGCCAGGGCUCAAGUCUCAGCUCUGCUGCUGACACCGUGGGUGGGUCACUGAAUCUUUCUAGGCCUCUGUUCCCUGUCUGUAAAAUGGGGAUAAUGCUUCUGCCUUGUGUACGUACAC
Molecule: messenger RNA, 1780 nt
Organism: Mauremys reevesii (Reeves's turtle)
Lineage: Eukaryota; Metazoa; Chordata; Testudines; Geoemydidae
Product: acyl-coenzyme A amino acid N-acyltransferase 2-like
Exons: 4
Coding region: 187-1440 (417 amino acids)
Biological process (GO): fatty acid metabolic process; acyl-CoA metabolic process
Cellular component (GO): peroxisome
Molecular function (GO): fatty acyl-CoA hydrolase activity
Source: RefSeq, a predicted model, not a curated record